This is a messenger RNA of Neurospora tetrasperma FGSC 2508, 1092 nucleotides long. RefSeq lists its product as uncharacterized. Lineage: Eukaryota; Fungi; Ascomycota; Sordariomycetes; Sordariales; Sordariaceae. The transcript is spliced from 2 exons. The record is from RefSeq and is a predicted model, not a curated record. The coding region runs from base 1 to 1092 and encodes 363 amino acids.
AUGUCAGCCCAACAACCAACCGAACGCCCUCAACCCCCCAAAACCGAAGGCUACCGACACGGCACCGCCGCCCCAUCCUCCAAUUUGAAGCCCACCAUCACCAUGUCCUCCAUGUCCCCUCACUACACCCUCCCCACCUCCAAAGCCGGAACCCCUCUAAACUCCGCCCCCGGCACGCCCACCGCCAACCUCUCCAGCCUCUCCCUCUCAACAGCAACAGGCUACCCCCUCCCCGUCCCCCCCCGCGGCCCAAUCCGCAUGCUCUCCGAACACGCCGUCUCCGACACCCCGCUUACCUCGGACCCCUACGGCACUCCCUCCGCUGCCGGAGGACCACCCCAAGACUACCUCUCCUACCGCCGCCCCACCAACGCACAAUCCCAACUCCCCACCACCGAACUGCGAAGUAACCUCGCUGCCACUGCCGCCACCGCAGCAAUGGGCGCAAGCGGUGCCGGCGCCUGGGGCUCCUCGCGCGGAAUCCUUGGUGGUUCGGGACCAGCGAAUCCUCGAGAGGCAAGGGAGACGCAGUACGUUUCUGCUUCUUUGUCUGCUGCUGGGUCAAGGAAUAAUAGUAGUACGGCGUUGAGCGGGAUGGUUUCUGGCCAUACUACUGGACGGGGUCAUCCACUGGCUAGAGAAAACUUGCAGAGCGAAGCCAAAACGGAAGGAGAACAGAUGGCGCCGUAUGGAGAAGGGGAGGUGGCGCGUGCUGUGGAGGGGCAGGCAAGGAAGAGGAAUACCAAGAGACGGGAGUCGAUGGCGCAGGGGAAAAAGCCGAACUUGAGUUUGGCGCAAUUGGGAGAGGGACAGGGACAGGGAGAGGGAGAGAAAGAGGGAGAGGGGGAGGGAGAGAGUGAUCACCAUGGAAGAAGAGAAAGGAUGGGGAGCGCGAGUCAGAGGGAGGCUAGUGGUGAGAGACAUGGACGGGUGAGGGGGGAGGUCAGUUUGGAGCCUUCGGAGGCUGAUUUGGAGAGAAAAAAGAUGCAGCAGUCUUGGAAGAGGGAAGAGAUCAAGCAGGCGAGAAAAGCAGGAAAGGAUGUCGACGGGACGAGCGGGUUGAGUGGAAGACAGCCUAGGCCUGAAGUAUAA